AUGGCGGCCCCAAUCGGAGUGGAGGACUUGGCGGAAGACCUGAGCUGUUCCAUCUGCUUGGAGCUCUUCUCCGACCCCGUCAUCCUGGAAUGUGGGCACAAUUUCUGCCAGGUCUGUAUCACACGCUAUUGGGAGGAGAUACCUGCCAACGGUGGGGAAGACAUGCCGCUUCCCACCUGUCCGGAGUGCCGCUGCGAGAUACCGGGGGGCAAGUUCACGGCCAACCGGGUGCUGGGGCAGCUGGCGCAGAAGGCGAUGGAGUCCCUCUCGGCCCACGCCAGCGACGAAGAUGCCGAACUCGAAAAUGGCGAGGAUGUGCAAGGGGACCUAAUCUUCUGCACGGAGGACGGCUGCCUGGCAAGGGUCUUGCAACCAGAACACUGGGGGCACCAGUGCCUUCCUCUGGGUGAGGCUGUCGAACACUAUAAGGUGAUCUUGACGGCGUCUCAAGCACCGCUGGAAUCCAAAGCCCAGGCAGCAAAAUCCUUGCAAGACUUGAGUGCCCAGAAGGUCCCCGAAAUCACAGCCCAGCGGCUCCGACUGGAGCAGCACCUCUCGUCCCAGUUCCUUGAGCUCCACCAGUGGCUCCAGGAGAAGGAGGCAGCCAUGAGGAGGGAGAUUCGGCGGGAGGAGGAGCUACUCCUCAGCGAGCUGGAAACCAACCAGCGCAAUGGGCAAGAGCAAGUCCGUGUGGCAGAGGGGCACAUGGCUAAGAUCCAAGCUCAGCUGGAGGAGCAGCAAGAUCCUGAGAUGUUCCUGAAGAACAUCAAGGCUUUCGUGGAGAAAUAUUGCCCCAGCGAAGAGAGAGGGUCCAUCACGCCAGUGGUCUUCCGGGAUUUCAGCCUGGGCCAAUUUAAAGGCCCCAUUCAGUACAUGGUGUGGAGAGAGAUGCUUCCAGCUUUGAGACCUGCUCCGUGCCGUAUAACGUUGGAUCCUGCCACCAACCAUCCCAACCUUGUGCUCUCCAAGGACCUCGACAGUGUACAUCUGGUUGACAACCCCGAGGAGGAGGUUCCUGAUGGACCUGAGAGGUUCAGCAAGUCAGUAUGUGUCCUGGGCACCCAGGGUUUCACGUCGGGACGUCAUUACUGGGAAGUAGAGGUGGGCGAAAAAACCAGCUGGGACGUUGGCGUAGCCAAGGAAUCGGUCAACAGGAAGGAAGCCAAAGUGACCGUCAAGCCCAGCAAUGGAUUCUGGGCCAUCUGGCUGCGGAACGGCAGUGAAUACAAGGCUCUUGACUCUCCCUCUAAGCAGCUGGCCCUCAAGGCCAAACCUCGGAAGGUGGGGAUCUACCUGGAUUACGAAGGGGGACAGGUCUCCUUCUACGACGCUGACACCAUGGCCCACAUCUUCACCUUUUCUGACGCCUUCUCCGAGUGCCUCUACCCCAUGUUCAGCCCUGGGUUCAAUAAGGAUGGACUGAACGCUGAACCCCUCCGCCUGCUGUCCCCAGUGUUAUAGC
This is a messenger RNA of Euleptes europaea (tarantolino), 1462 nucleotides long. RefSeq names its product zinc-binding protein A33-like. The transcript is spliced from 6 exons. Bases 1 to 1461 code for a protein of 486 amino acids. The record is from RefSeq and is a predicted model, not a curated record. Lineage: Eukaryota; Metazoa; Chordata; Lepidosauria; Squamata; Sphaerodactylidae. Gene Ontology annotation, molecular function: protein binding.